Molecule: messenger RNA, 3177 nt
Organism: Seriola aureovittata
Lineage: Eukaryota; Metazoa; Chordata; Actinopteri; Carangiformes; Carangidae
Product: vesicle-associated membrane protein 1-like
Exons: 5
Coding region: 787-1164 (125 amino acids)
Biological process (GO): vesicle-mediated transport; SNARE complex assembly; vesicle fusion
Cellular component (GO): SNARE complex; plasma membrane
Molecular function (GO): syntaxin binding; SNAP receptor activity
Source: RefSeq, a predicted model, not a curated record
GAGUCCAAGUGGAGAAGGCAGAAGAAGAGACGCAUUAUUGCAGUAGCCUACAGUGCCAUAACACUUCACACGGACGAAACUCCUGCACUUCUCAAAAAACGCACGUCCAGUCCGCCCAGAGAGGCAGACAGAGAGAGAGAGAGAGAGAGAGAGAGGAGGGGGUGAAAGAAAUCAACUGAAUUUCCAUGACUGGACUUUUUUCUUUAAUUUUGAAAUUGCACGCAUUUGCCAGCGGCUUUUAGAAGAGGCAAGUCAAGCUCCAGCCAAUCAGUGCUGCGUCUCAGCAUCCAGGAGCAGCUCUAUAAGGACUCAGCAUCACUUGGAGGAGCUGGACGCAGCGCUGCAGGAAUCUAAACGUCCCCGGAUUUCUCUUGCAUGGAUUAUAAUUCAGAAGUACUUUUCUCUUGAGCUCGCAUUGCUCUCUUCUUCACUCCCCAGCCGAGUCACACAGUGAAUUAUCAGCAGACCCGUCUACGUGUGUCAGUAUUGCGGUACUUUGCAGGCGACUUGCGGUAUAAAUAAAUCGCUAGAAGAUCGGCUCCACUGCGCCAAGACCCUCCGCCUGUUUACAGUCAGCGAGGCACUUUAACUCACUUUGCUCAUUGAAAAUUUGGACUUUCGUUUGGACCAUUGCCUAGAAAUUCACGUCCCCCUUUUCUGUGAUCUUUUUGGUGUUUUUUUUUUUUCUCUCGUGUUGUACUUCAACCCCCCCCCCCCCUCUCCUGCUUCACAGCCCGUCACCCCCCUUCCGCUGCCCGUGAGUCAGUUCAAACAGCUGCAUAGAAGAUGUCUGCCCCAGAUGCCGCCGCCCCAGCUGGAGCCCCCGGUGCUCCAGGAGCCCCCGGUGCAGAUGGAGCCCCAGGUGGCGGACCUCCAGCCCCACCCAACACCAGCAGCAACCGCAGGCUACAGCAGACACAGGCCCAAGUCGAGGAGGUGGUGGAUAUCAUGCGGGUGAAUGUGGACAAGGUUUUGGAAAGGGACCAGAAGCUCUCAGAGCUGGAUGACAGAGCAGACGCUCUCCAGGCCGGAGCCUCCCAGUUUGAAAGCUGCGCAGCCAAGCUAAAGAACAAGUACUGGUGGAAGAACUGCAAGAUGAUGAUCAUGAUGGGAAUCAUUGGAGUCAUUGUGGUUGGAAUAAUAUUCUUGUACUUCUUCUACUGAGCGCAGCCCAUCAAUACAGAUGGAUACGGACUUGAGAAUGACAUGAGAGGGAAGAGAAAAAAAUAAAAAAUAAAACAAGCGCCACUACUCCCCCCUCUCCUCCCUCUCUUCACAGUCUUCCAUCAAACCAUCUUGCACUUACACAUGACAGUAGUGUUUUAUAGGUGUCUCUGCUUUCUUUGUCCCCCCUUUCCCUCCCUUCUUAUUGCUUUCUUCCACUGUUUUGGCGAGAAGUCUCACUCACUCUCUCCUGUGUCUGCACCUCAUGCAUUAUUGAAGGUCGCGGCAGGCAGAGUGAAAGAGGAAGAAAGAACGGGAAGGAGGGAGAGAGAAAAUCCUUGUGACACGGGAACACACAGGGCUAAGCCUACUGAAUGGGGCUAUGGGGGGUGGGGGGGACGGACGUACAAUGUACAGAUGCUGAACGUGUGCAGGGAGAUUGAACAACAGUUUGCAGUCCUGUCUACCCCUGAUACACCAAAGCUUGUUCAUGUUACCUUUUUUGAGAGUCCUACAUUUGUAAAUUGAUACUGACAUACCGAACUAACACACUCCUUCUGUCACCACUGCUACCAUCAUUGCUGCUUACUAACACAAGGUCAUGUUAGAUUAAGAUUAUGAUCAUUUUUGUUGUACGUGCGUGUGUGUAUUUGUGAUCCAAAGCAUUGUAGAGAAUAGCUUUUUCCAAGUCUUAGCUGAUAGGCUUUUAUUAGUAACUUUUUCUUUUCCCUUCCUGCCUAACUUUAUUUCUGCGAUGUUCAGUGAUGACAUGGAAAGAGAAAUGUGGAAUAGGGAAAGAGACUGUGUGAGAACUUGUGUAAAGCAAGAAGUGAUUCAGGGAGAGGUAGUAAGAGCAUAGCAGCAUUUUUUCUGUAUAAAUAAAUGACAAUUCUGAACUGAUAAGCAAUUAUUGAUAAAGUAGUUCUAUAACUAUUCUUCAUUUGUAAUGGAGUUCUUGUACCACAUGUGGUGGCAUAGUCAUAGUUUUAUGCUUAGUGGCAUAGUAAUAUGCACAGCAAGGCAAACAGACAAGCAGCCACUAACAGACAAUCUACUGUAGAUGUGAAACGACCGCUCCGACCCAGAGGAAGGUUUCUCAACUCUGACUUGGACGGAGUCGCAGCAAUAGACAGAUGAAUGUGUAGCGUCACAUUUCAAACAGGUACAAACGUCCGCUUGUUUUGAGAGUUGUCCUGACAAAGUGUUGGUUCGAUUGCUGUUUAAGUUGACCUGAUCUCUAGAAAAGCAGGAAAAUGGGAGAAAAGACUUGAUUUGGAAACCCAGAGCCACCUGGCCCCCCCGCCCCGCCCCCACUCACUCACAUGAAAACAGACUCAACCUUCACCUGCAGUAAAGGUAACGGCCAAAAUGAGGUGUUUGUUUCUAACUUGCAUGGCAAACGGUGUCCAUAGUUUUGCCUAUUUGUGUGACCUGUGUAUCUGCCAUUUCUGAAUCUAACUGCCGAUUGUACAUUUUCUUUUGUUAGUGGUUUUAAGGACCUAUGUAUAUUGUCUUUCUGAUCUGAUAACUACUGCUUAUGCAAUGCAAUGAUGCUCAAGAGUUUGCCAAAAUUUUAAAUUAAUUUGCUUUGGAGAGAAAAAAUAAUAUUCAGAAACUGCAUACAACUGUUAAAAACAUGUAGUAUUGUAUGAGUAGAACCAUAGUACACGUCUGUCAGACUAUGCUCCUGAAAAUGUGUUUAUAAAUUCUUUCAGGUUUUGUGGGGGUUGCUGGAUAUAAAAGAAAAGCUCAGUUUUUCCUCUUUGGACUGAUUUGGAGAGCUGAUCAAAUUGUGACAAUGCAAACAACCUUACGUGCAAAGUGCAUUGUUGCAUAAUUGUAGCGGUUAGCCAGAAUUAUCUGAUGAUAUAUUGUGCAACAAUAUUAUUAGGUAAUUACCACAUGAGGUAUGACAAUGUGUAAUUUCCAACCUGAAAAUGCAGUAAGAGAUCCAAAUGGAUUUGUGCAUGCUUACCACUUUUGCUGAUGCCAAUAAAUAAAUCAUCAAUAGAA